CCACGACCCUCCCCGCUGGAGGCGCAGCCGGCGGUCGGUCGGGCCGGGCCCGGAGCCGCCACUGUCGGGACCGGGCGGCAGCCGAGCGGGAAGAGAUGGUGUCCCCCGGCGCCUCCGCCGGGCGGCUGGGCUCCGCGCUGCCCUUCCUGCUCGUGCUCCUCGACCUGCAGUACCAGGGAGCUGAGUGUGGAAUAAACGCAGAAGUAGAAAAACAACUUGAAAUGGGAAAGAAAUUAUUGGCUGCAGGACAGCUAGCAGAUGCUUUAUCUCACUUUCAUGCAGCUAUAGAAGGAGACUCUGAUAACUACAUUGCUUAUUACAGAAGAGCCACUGUGUACUUAGCCAUGGGCAAAUCUAAAGCUGCAAUUCGUGAUUUAAGUAAAGUGGUUGAAUUAAAGCAGGAUUUCACAUCAGCAAGAUUACAGAGAGGACACUUACUGCUUAAGCAAGGAAAAUUUGAUGAAGCAGAGGAUGACUUUAAAAACGUGCUCAAAUCCAAUCCUAGCAAUAAUGAGGAAAAAGAAGCCCAGACUCAGCUGACAAAAUCUGAUGAGCUGCAGCGCCUGCAUUCACAAGCACUAUCUGCUUACCAGCAAGAGGAUUAUGAAGCUGCUAUUUCUCUUCUUGAUGAAAUCUUGGCAGUUUGUGUUUGGGAUGCAGAGCUACGGGAACUUCGAGCAGAGUGUUAUAUAAAGGAAGGGGAACCAAGCAAAGCUAUUAGUGACUUGAAAGCUGCUGCCAAAUUAAAGAAUGAUAAUACUGAAGCCUUCUACAAAAUCAGCAGAAUAUAUUAUCAGCUGGGGGACCAUGAAUUAUCACUCAGUGAAGUCCGGGAGUGUCUGAAACUGGACCAAGAUCAUAAGCAGUGUUUCUCUCUCUAUAAGCAAGUAAAGAAACUCAAUAAGCAGAUUGAGUCAGCAGAGGAAUUCAUCAGAGAAGGCAGAUAUGAAGAUGCUAUCAGUAAAUACGAAUCUGUAAUGAAAACUGAGCCAGAAGUCCCAGUUUAUGCUACUCGUGCCAAAGAAAGAAUCUGUCACUGCUUAUCAAAGAAUCAACAGUCUACAGAAGCCAUAAAACUUUGUACAGAAGUUCUGCAACUGGAACCAACCAACGUGAAUGCUCUGAAAGACAGAGCAGAAGCUUAUUUGCUGGAAGACCUGUAUGAAGAAGCUAUUAAAGACUAUGAGACUGCUCAAGCCAACAGUGAGAAUGACCAGCAGAUUCGGGAGGGGCUAGAACGUGCCCAGAGAAUGCUGAAGCAAUCACAGAAGAGGGAUUACUAUAAAAUCCUGGGAGUAAAAAGAAAUGCUCGAAAGCAAGAAAUCAUAAAAGCUUACAGAAAGCUGGCAUCCCAGUGGCAUCCUGAUAACUUCCAGAGUGAGGAAGAAAAGAAGAAAGCAGAGAAAAAAUUUAUUGAUAUAGCAGCUGCUAAAGAAGUCCUCACUGACCCAGAAAUGAGACGGAAGUUUGAUGCAGGAGAGGACCCACUGGAUGCAGAGAGUCAGCAGGGUGGCAGCAACCCUUUCCACAGGAACUGGAACACGUGGCAAGGAUUCAACCCCUUUGGUUCUGGAGGAGGACCAUUUACAUUCAAAUUUCACUUCAGUUAGAGCCAAGACUGUUUCUGGUGGCUGCUGCUGUUUUUUACUCAAUUCAUUGAAAAAUAAAAAGUCUCUCAGUUCAAGACCCAAAAUCUUAAUUUCUAAUGUUGUCCUUAACCCAGAGUCUUACUGCACUAGAAGGAAGGUCUUUCUUUCUUUUGGUAUUCAGUGGGUUUGCUUGACAAGCUCACACUGGUUGGGGGGGGAGUUGCACUGCCUUUGUAUUUGUUGUGGAUAUGCAGGACAUGUUUAUUCCCGUGGAUGGAAAAAACAAUAAGAUGCUACUUAGGACAACGCUUAAAUUUAGGACUCAAGUAUAUGCUUAAAGAUAAAAAUGCAUGUAAAUAUUUUUCUGGAUCGGGGCCUAAUAAACAUGGCAAGGGUAGAUACAGUAGUCUCCACAUUAACAAACUGUUGGUCAUGCUCAGCAGAACGAUCCAUCUCUUAAGAGGAAACCCUGGUGGCCACCUGCUGUGUUGGUGUCGGCAGCACCAUAGGCGGGAGAAGAGCCUGUGUGCUGAACCAGUCCCAGCAAUCACUCUGGAAGAAGAGUGCUUGGGAGUAAUUGUAUUUGAAAAUGUCUGCUCGCUUUGCUCAUUAAUGGAUUGGGGUGAUUUCCUGGGUGGUAAUUGUCAACUAUGAAACUUAAAAAAAAAAAACCCACACUUUUUUUUCUGAAUGUCAUUUGGGUUGUUUAUUUGGGUAUGAUUCUUGAGUAGUUUGCACUUUAACAAAAUACCUGCUUGAGAUUUGAGCAGAAAAUUUGUUGUGACAUAUCCCUGACUGUGCAGCAAUUUGUUAGUUCUGUACAUAAACUCAGAACUAAGACAGGUUGUGAGGUGAGUGUACUGCUGACCAGGAAUGUGAUAUUGACUCCUGUAAUACAACUUCAUUUCUGUUGGGUGGUGCAACAGGGAAUUAAUACUUGGGGAAAUUGAAGUAAUUUUGUGUUUUGUGUAACAGCCACGGUACUGCAGAAACAAAUGUGUGCAAAAAGAGGGACUAACUUCCCACUAGCCAGAAGUCUAGUUUAUUUUUUUCUAUAUGCACAUAGUUAAAAUUGGUUUGGUGCGGUUGAUGGAACUGUGAGAGUGUGAUGUACAGUGUUUCCAGGGCUGUAGCUGGGAGGAGUGAGGAGUCCUCUGUUCUGUAACUGAGUCUGUCAUAGUUGCUGAUGAGUUUCAUCAGCAGCCAUUUUCUUAGAACGCAAGAAUUACGGUUCAUCAGUGUUGAUUGCAUUUUAACUGGAAAACAAUAAUCAGUUGAUAGGAAUCUUCUCUCACUUCAACUUGUGGCAUUUGAAACCAUAAGCAGCCGCAGUAAAACAAAUGAAAUAGGCAAAUAAGGCCUGAAAGUGCAUUUUAUCUUACUGUAGUCAAAGUUGCUGUUGGAGCAUAGCCCUUGGCUCCUGCCCAAGCACUUCAUGAACGUAAUUGCAAAGCCACGCGUUCAGCAGAAAUUUAUCUUCAAGCUGGGUAGCAGUGUGGCGGUCUAAGAGUUUUUGGUUCAAAACCACCCCAGCAGCCUGUGAAACCCCAGUGUCGGAUGUUUCCCAAGUUGAAUGACUUCCUAGAAGUUCAACUUGUGCCUUUGACCUGUUGGAAAGUUUUUUGCUUAAGCUCUGUACCAGAUGCUCAGGACACUGUUCAGAGCACUCUAGGCUGGCAUGACUCUCUGGGACUCAGGCACAGGAACUUGCUGCACAGUGAAUAACCUGUUACCCUGUGGAAUUGGCCUCUGUGCAUCUGCUUGUUGCUGGAGUACAUAAAGGACGGGCAGGUGGCUCUCAUGUGUCCCCCCGUGGCUCCUCUCAGCCCCUGAGGGGGAGCUCAACCCAGCCAUGCCUGUUGUGGGCAGGGUGGUUCCUGGUGGUUGCUCUGUGUGUGUGUGUGUGUGUGUGUGUGUGUGUGUGUGUGUGUGUGUGUGUGUGUGUGUGCAUGAGCCAUUGCUCUGUGCAAACCCUUCUGUAUCGGCUCGUUCACUACAGAAGGGGCUGUUUUUAAAUGACUAUUGAAUGAGCAGUGUAAGCAAUAUGUCACAUUUUGUACAUACAGGAGUGUGGUUGGGCUGCACGUCACAACAAGGACCACAGACAGCUGUGUUUGUGUGCUGGGGAAGUGAUGGGAAUGAAAUGUCUUUCCAAGAACUGCCCAUGUUCCUUUUUUUUUUUUUCCCCUCAUCCCUCUCCCUUCUCUGUUUUACAAGCCAGAGCUGAGAGAAGUGUUUCCUGGGGUUUACUUUUUUUUUCUUCUAGGGAAGGAAUAAGAUGGUCUCUCAUCAGUAAAUUCUUCGUACAAGGCACUGAUGUUGGAGCAGCACGGGUUUGUUUCUCUGGGGCAGCAGGACAGUUCUAGUGUACACUGGGAGCAUUCAGGAACCAAAAAAAACCAUGUGCAUUUUGAGAAUGAAUGGGAAAGGGAAAAUUACAUUCUAAGAAAAAAAAAAAAGGGUUGAAUGUAGUCAGUAGAAGAAGGAAGAUGAUUAGUACCUGAAUGCUGUUCAUAGAUUUGUUCCAUGAAAGAAAGGUUCUUGGAAACAAAGGCAAAAAAUGACAGUGGAGAACAAAGCUUUACUAGUAUUGAGCAGCAGCUGUUUACAAGAAGUGUUACCACCCCAGUGCUAUUCCUAAGGGCUUUGAGGUACUUCUGGAAACGCAGAAAGACGAAGUUUGUUAAAAAGAAACCAUUUACAUUGCAAGGCUCUCCAGAUACGGUGAUGCAUUUCCUGAUGUGACUUUGGAAAAUGAAGCACUGGUAACACGCUGAGUGUUAAUGGUGCAGGCAACGUGCAAGGAAGCUGAACUUGCAUUUUUAUUUAUUAGUGGGUGUCUGUAGUGCAAUAAUGUUCAAUAACUGAACAUUGGAAUAAAUGUCUUGCUAGUUAGUCAACCCUGAGAUGUGCAUGAAGCAUCGUUACCAUAACUGGCCUGUAUGUAGAUGCAAACUUCCUCUGUUGAAUUCUUUCAGUUUUAAUAAACCUGUUUCCAACUUGUUUUAAAAGGAAGGUGGGGGGGCAUAUUAUACUUGGUACAUGUUUAAUACUGAUGUACUGAUGAUCAGUGUUAAAACAGAUUCAAAGUGAACUACAGACUGAAGUGCUCAAACUUGUGACAUAUGCAGAAAAUGUGUCAGCUUAAACUUUUUUUAAAAAAACAUAAAGCUUGUUAUCAUUUCAGUUUUCAGACCAAUGUUUGGAACAAGAAUUAUUCUUCUGUUUAGGGCUGUGAUUUAUAGGAGCUUUGCCAGAAACUAGCCAGGAUAGCAUAGCAGGUUAGUUGUAUUUAAAAGUGCCUUAUUGUAAGGUAUUGUUUGUUUGCUCUGUAAUACACACUUUUAUCCAUAAAAUCAUAACAUAAAUGGCAGAAUAAUUUUUUUUCCCUCAGCAAAUCUCUAAGUAGCAGUUUUAUGUUAUAAGAAGGAUAAGUAAAGCUAGCCAGAGAUUUAUCAAAUGUUUCGAAUUAUAAAAUGUCUUUAUAUGAAAUCAUGAAUCUAAAAAGCAAGAACUGUUUUUUUCUAGAACUGUGGGAAUUAUUUUAUGGUAUUUUUCACAAUAAAGAUAUUUAUGAUGACAAGAAA
Pipra filicauda (Wire-tailed manakin) is the source of this 5176-nucleotide messenger RNA. RefSeq names its product DnaJ heat shock protein family (Hsp40) member C3 (gene DNAJC3). Gene Ontology annotation, molecular function: protein-folding chaperone binding; misfolded protein binding. The coding region runs from base 96 to 1610 and encodes 504 amino acids. Gene Ontology annotation, biological process: protein folding in endoplasmic reticulum. Gene Ontology annotation, cellular component: endoplasmic reticulum. The transcript has 12 exons. NCBI's taxonomy places the organism in Eukaryota, Metazoa, Chordata, Aves, Passeriformes, Pipridae. The record is from RefSeq and is a predicted model, not a curated record.